UGUGUUGCUACACAAACAAAUAUAUUUAGGAAGAGCUAACGUUGGAGGACAGAGAGAGCGAUGUUCAUAGACGGUGGUUGUGAGCUAAGUUACUUUUUUACUGCGAAAUUCACCAGAAGUCCGUUCAAGUAUUACACAUAUCUUAUGUGCUGCUUCUUUUACCGGCAAAAAGCAGACGUGUUCUGGAGGGCCAGCCACUUAAAACGUGUCUUUCCUCUCAACACAACAUUCUGAAACGUGUACCUCCACACUGCUCCUCGGGUCCGAGCGUGAGCCGCGAUGAGGCGGUCCGACUGGAGGCGAGUCUCCGUUUCAUGAUAAAAAGGCUCUUGGUAGAAUGUGUGGAUGCCGAAUUAACUGACCGUCCGUAAUCAUCCGACGGGUUUAAUUGGGACUUUAUUCGUCUCGUUGUAUUAAACAAUAAGCAAUACAUCCCCACAUGUUGGGCUUAUUGAGCAGCGGUGUGGUUUUCUUCAUGAGCGUGACCUGUACACGGGACGGCCGCUUACACUUGAACGCGUCGUAGAUUGCGCUGCAUUCAAGUCAUUUUAUCUACAGGUGGUUUUCCUCCUUUUUUCCCCCACAUUGCUUUUUGCCAGCUUUGUGUUGGCAAUCUAAUGUUUGCACCAGUUGCAAAGAGGCUGUAGAUUAAUACAGUAGGAGUGCUCUUACAUGUAUGUCCUAGGUGAACGUACGACUAACUCCACUCCCAGGCAAAUCACAGUUAAAGACUGGUUUGUGCUGCCUGAUUUAUUUUUGGGGCUGUAAUUGGUAUACUUAUUGUAUUAAGAUCAAGAAUGCGGAGACUUGUUAGCGCGACAACAACUUCCCCUCACACAUUGUUCCAAUCGGUAUCAUCCUGUGACAUAUCCCCAUCGAGCUACACGUCUCAAUCUAUUGGGUGAUCCAUUCAAAACUCCCUGCACACGUGUUGUUGUUUAUUUCAAGGGGAAAUAUAGAACAUCCACAUGUUGGAUGUGGUCAACAGGGUUCUGAUCCCCCAUUUCCAGCUGUGAAGUCCAGGUCCGGCUGUGCGGGCGUCUGUCCUGCUUAAGAACCCGCCUGGUAACGUGGCCACCUGAUGCAGUCGGUACCCUCAUGCUGUUCCUCCUCCCUCUGUUUGGCAGACGUCUUCGUCCCCGUCGUGGUGCAGUGCUGGGUGUGAGAACGAAGCUGACCUGCAGGAUAACCGUCCCCAGGCCUCAGGGCCCCUGGACCAACGAGACAUGCUGGCUGCGUUGCUGCGCCAGAGUUCUGGAGGAGGAGGAUGCGGCGGCGGCGGUGACGGCGGUGGAUCCAAACUCUCUCUCGGCAUCUCCCGACUCUCCAACUCCAGCUCGGGCUCGGCAGGCUCCGUUAGCGUGGGCCCCCGGGGGCCGGGAAGGGCCUCCAAGGACGGCUCGCUGAGCUCAGACGGCCCAGACGGCCGCGCCUCGGACCCAGUCUACAUCAUGCAGCUGGUCAGCGACGUGCGCACGUUCGCCGACGUGCUUCUGCAACUCAAAGAGGUUUUCGUCUCCAAAGAGCACCAGGACUGCCUCCAUCAGGCGGCGCACGAGCGUCUCGGGGAGCUGCUGCGAGUCUUAAAGUCCAUAAUCGGCAAGCACCAGAGCCUUAACUCGGUGGACAUCCUCAGUUCAGCUGGAACCGUCAUCGCAACGGUUAAAGGGGUGAAUUUUAAGGAGGUGAACGAGGAGAACAAACCGAAGCUUUUCGGAGAGAUCUACGCUGCUAUUGACACAUUGGCGUUCACCUUUGGCAAUGUAGUGUCUGACUUCCUUAUGGGAGAUGUAGAGAAUGGAUCGGUGUUGGGGCUCCCCCUAACUAAGAGAAGCAGGUCUUUUGAGAACCUCUCUGUGGAAUCUGGAGGAUCCGGUCCAGAGAAAGAUGAUCCGCCAGCGCUGUCGCAGCCGGUUCGUGCAGAUGAGGUGGACAGGUCGCUGCAGCGGCAGGACAGCGGGGUGGAGUCGGCGCUGCUCUACGCCAAGGCCUGGUCCAAGUACACCAAAGAGCUGCUGGCGUGGGUGGAGAAGCGUCUCAGCACGGAUAUUGAGUGUGCAAAGAGUUGCGCCAAAAUGGCUGAAUCUGCCAAGACGCUUGCAAGUCAACAGGAUUUCAUGCCUUUUCGUGAGAUCUACAUGGCUGCCUUCAAAAAUGACAUUGAAUACAGCCAGCUGGUACUUCACACUGCAGCAGUACUCCAAAGCAACAAAUUCGUGCAGCCUCUCCUGGCCAGAAAGAAUGAGCUGGACAAACUACGAAAAGAGGUCAAGGAGCAGUGGCAGAGGGAGCAAAAGAAAAUGAACGAGGCAGACGGUGCUCUGAAGAAGGCGCGGCUGCUGCAGGUCCAGCGGAAGGAUGAGUAUGAGAAGGCCAAGGUGUCCACCAGUCGCCUGGAGGAGGAACUGAUAGGAGGAGGAGGAGGAGGAGCAGGAGGAGGAGCAGCGGCAGUCAAACAGCUAGAGAAGAGGCGCAGGCUGGAGGAGGAGGCCCAGCAGAAGGCUGAUGAGGCCAGGGAACACUGCACAGCAUGUCAGAUUGAUGUCGGCGACAAGAGAGUUGAUCUGGCCAAUACCAAGAGUGAGAUCGUCGCUCAGAUCCGAGAGAUGGUCUCCCAGUGUGACCUCACCCUCAAGGCCGUGACGGUCAACUGGUUCCAGCUCCAGCAGGCCCAGGUUGUGUCUCUUCCCGUCAACCACCAGAGUCUGUGUGAGAACGCCAAACUGUACGAGCCGGGCCAGCGCUACAUCGACUUUGUCCGGGCUCUACCCACCGACGGGCCUCACCUGGAGUCCCACUCGAUUGAUUCAGCCGUCACACAAAGCACAGGGAUGAUGUUCAACAAGCGCUCGCUAAGUGGCAGCCACUCGUCCCACAGUAACCUGUCACAGGCCUCGGUGACCUCUGACCUCCUCGGUGCAGAUGACAUUGAAAGUCCCAUCACUGCCCAGCAUGCCAGGAUUGCCGAAAGGCGCUGCAACAGUAGCACUGACAUUCAAGCAGCACUGCGGAUUCAGGCCUCGUUCCGUCCCUGGGCCUCGGGCAGCCAGGGUGGAGGUAUGUGCAGCGACUCAGAAAGUGCUGGAGGGAGCAGUGAGUCCCGGUCCAUGGACUCACCCACUGCAAGCCCAGGAGACUUCAAGAGGAGGUUACCCAGAACCCCCUCAACCGGCACCAUGUCGUCUGCUGAUGACCUGGAUGAGAGAGAGCCUGCUUCACCCUCUGAUAACGCAUGUUUGAGUGAGAUGGUAAUCGAAACGGCCAGCUCCCCGGGUCCCUUUAGAAACACCCAGAUGUCCAAGGCGGCUCAAACCCACAAGCUGAGGAAGCUUAGAGCGCCAUCCAAGUGUCGAGAGUGCGACAGCCUGGUGGUGUUUCAUGGAGCAGAGUGCGAGGAGUGUUCCAUAGCCUGCCAUAAGAAGUGUCUGGAAACCCUGGCCAUCCAGUGCGGCCACAAGAAGCUCCAGGGGAGGCUGCAGCUCUUCGGCAUUGACUUCACACAGGCAGCUAAGAACAGUCAUGACGGCAUCCCCUUCAUCAUCAGGAAGUGCACAUCAGAAAUCGAGAGCCGAGCUCUCAACUUAAAGGGUAUCUACCGCGUGAAUGGUGCCAAGUCACGGGUAGAGAAACUUUGCCAGGCAUUUGAGAAUGGCAAGGACCUGGUGGAGCUCUCCGAACUUUAUCCCCACGACAUCAGCAACGUACUCAAACUCUACCUGAGACAGCUUCCAGAGCCGCUCAUCCUGUUCCGAUAUUAUAACGACUUUAUCGGCCUGGCCAAGGAAAGUCAGAGUGUCAUUGUGGAGGAACUGGAAGCAUUGAGACGCAGUCCCACCCAAGUGACCCCGGCCCAGGUCAGCGUGGAUCUUAACCGGGUCCUCUUCAAGAUCAAGGACCUCCUGAGGCAGCUGCCACGAGUUCAUCACAAGAUACUGCAGUUCCUCAUCGAGCAUCUGCAUCGGGUGAUGGAACAAUCAGACGAGAAUAAGAUGACAGCCAGCAACCUGGGUAUCAUCUUUGGCCCAACGCUGAUCAAACCGAGGCAGUCGGACGCUGAGGUCUCCCUCUCCUCCCUGGUGGAUUACCCAUAUCAGGCACUCAUUGUUGAACUUCUGAUCAGACACUACCAGAUGAUCUUCGACACGCCCCUCAGUCCACUGAGUCGCACCUCGCCGCCAAAAAUUGAUGCUCAAGCUCGCCACGCCCACCACGAGAAGGAGCAGCAGCUGAGCAGGCACUCCAAGUCGCUGGGAGACAUUAAGGAGCAGAGCUCUAAGGUGUAUAAGAGGUACUCCUCCAUAAUUCCUUCAUCCCACUUAUUGUGUGAGGUCGAGGAGACCACGCCCCGCCUCAUUGGAAGCGACUUUGAACCUGUUGAUGAAGUGGAUUUUGAGGCCUUUAAUGGGGUUUUGGAAUCAGGCGUCCCUGAGUUCCCAGGGGCCAGGGUCCCGCUUCGUCACCCUCGCAGCAAACUCUCCUCCCGGCCAGUGAGCCUGCCAGCUGAACGAAUACUCAAAGUCCAAGUCGACGAGAACAACACGCGGAACGGCACCGAUCAAGAAAGGAAGGGCGGCGGUUGCGACCAAUCCGUCAACGAGGUGGACGAAACCGACACAACUAAAUUGCGAGCGGGCCCGCAUUACCGGCGUACAUUUAUUGAGACCCAGACGUUACGCAGAACAUGGGACAAACAGUACAAGCAUGAUGCGGCUUCCAGGACUGUCAGAAUUGUGGCCAGUUCUCCCACGGAGAGCACAGCAGUGGAUGCCAGCAAGUCGCCGGCUUCUGUAUCUUCAUCAUCUUUCUCCCUUGGCACUAGUAGGAGCAUUAGCUCCAUCUUCCCGAACAGACCAUACACGGUUGCAGUGCGACCUAGCAGGAAUUUAAGAAGGGAGGACAAUGUAACCAGGUACAUUCCUGUCACAACGGCUUUCAGGGCUCCCAGAACUCUACAGCCCCCCCCAGGGACCUUCUACAAGCCCCCGUCGGGGAGCAAAGUUAAAGAGAUGCAGAACUGUGCAUUAGCUAACAGUGCAGAGGAAGAGGAGGAGGAGGAAGAAGAAGAGGAGGAGGAUGAUGAGCACGAGGACGAUGAUGAUGAGGAGGAGAUGGGGAUUGAGAUAGAGGUGUCCGUAGAUGAGCCUCCUGAGGAAGACGAUGAGGCAGAGCAGGCAGCCAUGUCUCAGUCUUCCAGCUCGAGCCCUGAGGAACUGAACCCCAACCAGGCCAAACCCCUGUACCAGAGACAACGGCCCAAGCGCCUCCAAGAGGUAGAACAUCGAGAGGCUCAUUUUGUGUGAUCAUCUGAGGGUCAUCAGAGAUAUACAAAAAAAAAGUGUGCCAUAUUCUAAUAUACAAAGAGUAAGAAACAUCUGGCAGUUGACUGCAAUUUACAGAUGUGCUUUGAUGGAGGGCACCGUCUGGACAAUUAAGUGGGCCUUCGGUCCUCAACAGACAAACAAGAUGCACUUAAAAUGCUGUAUAUUCUUUAACAUGAUUCACCAAGAUUCCAUCUACCAAUCCCUUGUUCUGUAUACUCUGACAACUGGUCAGGAUAUUUAUAAUUUUAUUUUUUUAACUGUGCAAUUACAUUUUUAUUUGAACAUUUGUACCAAGUUCUUACGGGCUCACUAUGUAUGUUUAUAUACCAAAAAUAAAAUGUUUGAAUCGAUAGUGCAUGUAGCCACCACACUGAACAAAGAUGUGGUGCUCUUAUAAAUACUCUUCCACAAAACUCUUUCUACCUACUUGGAGUCUGAAUAUUUUUGGAGCUGUUACAUUUAGACUGUAAUUGCUAAUGUUGCAAAACACUUCUGUAUAAAGCAAUAUAAUGACCAUUGUUAAAUGCUGUACUGGGUAUCUGCAUUGGCAUUUGGUCAUGUUAUGAAGCACCAGUUUCAAAGGGCAUACACCCACUUGUUUUUAUACUGUUGAACUUGUAUGGUGUCAACUCACAGAUCUGAAAAGCUUUUAGAAAUGCCACUGGAUUGUAUACUGAUAUUAUCUUUCUUAUUUUGAUAACUUUUACAUUUCUUAAUAGCCAAAGCUGUUUUUCCUUUUUACAACUGAAUUAUUAGUUUUAUCAGUAACUUAAACCUUACAGGUUCUUUAUAACAGGAAGUACAUCAUUUAUUUAAAUGGUAUCUGUUUUUCAUGGUAAUGUACAACGUUGACAGAAUGUUGAAAGGUUCAGUGUAAAAAACAAAAACAGGUACAUGAAACACCCUUUUGUAACUUAUUAAAAUAUAUCUGACAAAUUU
This is a messenger RNA of Pseudoliparis swirei, 6260 nucleotides long. It is a transcript of the gene arhgap29a, whose product is annotated as Rho GTPase activating protein 29a. NCBI's taxonomy places the organism in Eukaryota, Metazoa, Chordata, Actinopteri, Perciformes, Liparidae. Gene Ontology annotation, biological process: signal transduction; activation of GTPase activity. The record is from RefSeq and is a predicted model, not a curated record. The coding region runs from base 1227 to 5300 and encodes 1357 amino acids. The transcript has 22 exons. Gene Ontology annotation, cellular component: cytoplasm. Gene Ontology annotation, molecular function: GTPase activator activity.